AUGUACUCGUAUGCCGCCAAGGCCGCUUCUGCCAUUGGCAGUUCUACUCCUAGGAGUACGCCUGGCAAGGGCGAUUCUUCGUGUGGAGGCUCCAAGGUCGUCAUGCACAAGCGCAAAAACGAGAAGGACGAAAAGGCGAAGCAAGCCAAGGUUUCUCAGUCACUUACCGAAGAACCUUCUACCACGGGUGCAGCAGCUCAAACCGGCCUGGAGUCGGAGAAUGUUCCCGCACAUAGCUCUACGAUUAGAGAUGACGUUGCUAGCAACGCAUCGCAUAAAAUCGCUACCGAAGAACUUACCACCCACAACCCGAGCGACAUCGACCCGACCUCGUCGUACAGCAAUAUCAAGAAAGCCAUGGACGACUUGUCUGCAAAACGUACGCAAGACAUCGCCACGUUUGUGGCUCAUCAAGAAGCUCUUCGUGCUUCUGGUUAUACCGCUGAAGCUGUUGCUUUGGACGAGGUAAUUUUGCGGCUGAGACAGGACGAGAAGGAGUGGCAGGAUUUGAUGGACAGAACCAUCCAAGGCCUACAGAAACGUUUUGCGAACUCCUCGGGUCCUGGGGCGUCUACCGAGGGGGGCGAUGCGUCUGGCGGUGACAAUGUCACUACGGAACCUGCGCCCGAGAACGACGUUGUGGAUCAGAGCGAACACCAGAGCAUGACUGAUCCACCUUCUACUACAGCUCAGCAAGACCCGCCAGCUACUGAUAACGACGGUGUCACUACGGAACCUGCGCCCAAUGACGACGUCGUGGAUCAGAGCGAGCGCCAGAGCUUGACUAAUUGGGCUGCUACUACAACUGAGCAAGGCCAACCAGCUGCAGGUGAUAAAAAGAAAAAGAAGAAGAAGACUAAGAAGAAGGCGAAUAAAGGAAAGGCACCGGCGAAAGACGACAAUGGCUGCGACCUCGCCGACGUGAGUGAGGAGGAGAAGGCUACACUGAAGGAAGUCAUGGGACGCCUCGACGAAAUUGAAGAUGAAGAGCUCCGCCUCAGCUUGGCCGUAGUGCUCCAUCCAUACCUCUACAAAGACUCAACCUUUCGGAUCAAAGACACUGAUGAAGACUACCGACCUUUCUCAGGCCUCAACCCGGUGGACAACGGAGCCUACCUCGCAUUCAACGCACUGAAGGUCGGCUGGAUGAAGAAGCUCCGGGGAGAAGAGCGGUUCAAAGACUACCUCGAAGACCCGCACUGGCCCGCCAUCGCCGAAUCUGCAGCCAUGUGCGAAGUCACCUACAACAACACAAUCGCGCAGCAAAUGCUCAAAGUAUUCCUCGCGCAAUGGGACAACCUCUCCGCCUACGACGCCGCACUUAGCGAUCUUGGCGAAUGGGUGCACCAAAACGAAAACGCGAUCCAAGAAGGCGACGACGACAACGACGACUUGCGCGCGCACCUCACAGGAUUCAGCGAGCAGCUCUGCGACCGCGGCCGGCUCGACACUUUCGCGCGCGCCGCAAUCCUAACACUAGUCGAGCAGCCGCAAGCCGAGGAACUAAUGACCGACGACUCCCGCAUCGCCCUGGUGCGCGGCUUCUGGAGCGGGUGGUGGCCGCCGCUGCGCGAGGAGCUCCAGCUGCGCCUGCUGCGCACGCUGCAGGAGGGGUUUGGCGAGACUGGGCGCUUCAUCAUCAACACGGUUCUGCGCGGCCCGUACCCGCCCCAGGACUUCGAGGCCAAUGUCGUGAGUCUCGGCUUGAUGGCUUGCCGUGAUGCGCGUUUGGAGGGCGAGGGCGAGGGCGAGCCGCCCACCCCCGAAAAGAAUACCAGCUUUGUGCGGCUGGCGAAGAAGUGUUUUCGCGACACGUAUGGCAAGGACGCGCAAGCGGUGCCGCCGGAGAUGCUGGGGAAGAGUGCGAAGGGCUCUAAUAAGGUCUCUACAAAGGAUUCCGGGGUGGUGCCUGGGAAGGUAAGGGCUAAGGGCACGUUCGCUUUUGUGCUGGACUGGAAGGAGGCAAAGAAUAAGAGUAAGAAGAGUGGUGGGAAUGAGUGA
This is a messenger RNA of Aplosporella prunicola CBS 121167, 2001 nucleotides long. RefSeq lists its product as uncharacterized. The transcript has a single exon. The record is from RefSeq and is a predicted model, not a curated record. The coding region runs from base 1 to 2001 and encodes 666 amino acids. NCBI's taxonomy places the organism in Eukaryota, Fungi, Ascomycota, Dothideomycetes, Botryosphaeriales, Aplosporellaceae.